AUGUCAGUGGCUCUUCUAACCUUCCAACGAAGUGCCUUUGCGCCCGGGAUCGUCUCCAGAUCUCAGGCAACAUUGGCACCUGCUCUUCAGAAGCUGCAUGCCAAGUUAAAGAGUGAUGAACUGCAACCGGACAAUGCCCCAGACUACGUGAGGUUGAUCCUCAGAUCAUCGGUCUACGAUGUGAUUGACGAAUCUCCGAUAACACGAGGCGUAGGCUUGUCAUCACGACUCAAUACGAAUGUCCAGCUGAAAAGGGAAGAUUUACUACCCGUUUUCUCUUUUAAGCUGCGUGGUGCUUAUAAUAUGAUGGCCAAGCUUGCCGAAAGUUCCAGGUCGGGGACGCAGGGUGUCAUCGCGUGUUCGGCAGGAAACCAUGCACAGGGUGUAGCAUUUGCUUCGAGGCAUCUAAACAUGCCGGCGGUCAUAGUUAUGCCCGUGAACACUCCAUCAAUAAAAUAUCAAAAUGUAUCACGCCUUGGUGGACAGGUUGUGCUAUUUGGUAAUGAUUUCGACGAAGCUAAAGGUGAGUGUGCAAGAAUCGCAGAAGAGAGAGGAUUGGUUAAUAUCCCACCUUUCGACCACCCAUACGUCAUUGCCGGACAAGGCACAGUGGCCAUGGAAAUUUUGAGACAAGUUCACAACGCUUCGAAGAUUGGUGCCGUUUUCGUUCCCGUAGGUGGUGGUGGUCUAAUCGCUGGUGUGGCCGCUUAUUUGAAGAGAAUUGCGCCACACAUUAAAGUGAUUGGUGUCGAAACGUACGAUUCGGCUACCUUGAAGACUUCUUUAGAUGCUGGCCGUCGCGUACCAUUAAAAACAGUCGGCACGUUUGCAGAUGGUACUUCCGUCAGGAUGAUUGGUGAGGAGACUUUCCGGAUUUGUCAAAACCAUGUGGACGAAAUAGUGCUUGUAAACACGGAUGAAAUUUGUGCUGCCGUUAAAGACAUUUUUGAGGAAACUAGAAGUAUAGUAGAACCAUCUGGCGCGCUCGCUGUGGCUGGUUUGAAGAAAUACAUUACUCAGCUAAAUCCUGACGUUGACCACUCGAGAAAAACGUAUGUCCCAAUCUUGUCUGGUGCUAAUAUGAAUUUCGAUAGACUAAGAUUUGUUUCUGAGCGGGCUGUUCUGGGUGAGGGCAAAGAAGUUUUCAUGCUUGUAACCAUUCCAGACGUUCCAGGCUCAUUCAAGCAGCUACAACGGGUGAUCCACCCCAGAGCAGUUACAGAGUUUUCCUACAGGUACAACGAACGUGGCGAUAGCGACUCAUCCGGUGCCCCUAAGGCCUAUAUUUACACAUCUUUCGGCGUCGUUGAUCGCGAAAAGGAAAUCAAGCAAGUUCUCCAACAGUUACACGUCCUAGGUUUCGAAGCCAUUGAUAUUUCAGACAACGAAAUGGCAAAGAGCCACGGUAGGUACCUAGUAGGAGGUGCUUCUAAUGUUCAGAAUGAACGGGUCGUCUCUUUCGAGUUUCCAGAGAGACCUGGGGCUCUCACUAAGUUUUUGGAAGGCAUGAGUGACUCUUGGAAUUUAACAUUAUUCCAUUAUCGUAAUCAUGGCUCCGACAUAGGAAAAGUUUUGGCGGGUAUCUCUGUUCCACCAGAGGAUGACAAGCCUUUCCAAGAAUUCUUAGAUACCUUGGGGUAUGAGUAUAAUGAUGAAACGAACAACAUGGUUUAUCAAAAGUUGUUGAAAUAUUAG
Lachancea dasiensis is the source of this 1695-nucleotide messenger RNA. NCBI's taxonomy places the organism in Eukaryota, Fungi, Ascomycota, Saccharomycetes, Saccharomycetales, Saccharomycetaceae. The record is from the annotation of a GenBank genome assembly.